AGUGUGGGGGGCAUGUUUUCCCUGGAUUCCUGCUGCCAGAUUCCUGUGGGUAUGACUCACUAAACUGAAUCAGACUGCUGGAGCCCGCUCGGAUUUGGACGAAAGGCUAUUCUGGGUAGACUACUACAUGUAUGCAUGUGUGCGUGUGUAUGUGUGCGUGUUAGAGGGAUGUUACACCGCAAACCCAUAAGAAAGGAUAACUUUGGAUAAAUUGGAAAAAGCAGGAAGUAAAAUCUUGCUCAUGAAUAAUAGUGUAGGCUCUUAUAUGAAAUACUAGCCUCAGCCUGUGUUGACCCUGCUGAAGGGUGUGUCUCUGUACGUAGUAAAAAAGGAGGUCUUCGGGCGAACUAAACCAAGUGUCCCCACCCUUCUGCUCAACGCAGUCAACCUACCUCAUCCGCAAACAGCCCUCUUUAAAUCUACGUGAAGCCUAAUUUACCGGAUUCUUUACCGCGUUAAUUUAUGAGGGCUCUGCUGCGACUUCGUCUCCAAGCUGCACUGCGGAAACCUCUCUGAAAUCCUGCUGCUCCAAACCAGAAGUGCCAGCCACAGGCAUCGGGGUUGUGCGUGUGUGUUUCCACAGCAAUUUAAUUGCCCGAUUUGGUCUCUUGUGUGCAGAGUGGUUUUUCGUUCUCACUUCAACAAUGUAUCAAGUCGCAAGGAAGCUGUUCUUUACGGACUGCCGGUGCGCCGGCGAUGCGUCGAAAGUGUACGAUGAUCUGUUCGCCAAGCUGGACACCAACAAGGAUGGCAAAGUGGACGUGUUCGAGCUGAAGGCGGGCCUGGCUGCGAUGGGCAUCAAAACCGCGAAAGGAGCAGCUCAGAAAAUCAUUUCCUCUGGAGACCAAGACAAAGAUGACGGGCUCGACUUCAACGAGUUCUCCAAGUACCUAAAGGAACACGAGAAGAAGUUACGACUUACCUUCAAGAGCUUGGACAAAAACAAUGAUGGUCGUGUGGACUUUAUGGAGAUAAAGCAGUCACUUGCCGAUCUAGGAAUGGACAUCAGCAAAGAGGAGGCGCAGAAGAUCCUUCAUAGUAUCGAUGUGGACGGCACCAUGACUUUAGACUGGAAUGAAUGGAGGGAGCAUUUCCUGUUCAACCCAGCCACCAACCUGCAGGAGAUUGUCCGCUACUGGAAGCACUCUACGGUGCUGGACAUUGGGGACAGCCUCUCCAUCCCAGAUGAGUUCACAGAGGAGGAGAAGACAACGGGCAUGUGGUGGAAGCAGCUGUCAGCGGGGGCCAUGGCCGGCGCCGUGUCCCGUACAGGAACUGCCCCGCUGGACAGGAUGAAGGUGUUCAUGCAGGUGCAUUCCUCCAAGAGCAACAAAAUCAGCCUGGUUGGUGGUUUUAAGCAGAUGGUAAAAGAAGGAGGCACGGCGUCUCUGUGGAGAGGAAACGGUAUCAAUGUACUGAAGAUUGCCCCCGAGACGGCCAUUAAAUUUAUGGCCUAUGAGCAGUUUAAGAAGCUGCUGUCCAGUGAACCAGGGAAGGUCAAGAUCCACGAGAGGUUCAUGGCCGGAUCGCUGGCUGGAGCCUCAGCACAAACUGUCAUCUACCCCAUGGAGGUGAUGAAAACCCGCCUGACCCUGAGGAAGACCGGACAGUACUCGGGAAUGUUUGACUGUGCCAAGCAAAUCCUGAGGAAGGAGGGACUGAAGGCGUUUUACAAGGGCUAUGUUCCCAAUCUUCUGGGCAUCAUCCCCUACGCUGGCAUCGAUCUGGCAGUGUACGAGAGCUUGAAGAACCUCUGGUUGUCCCACUACGCUAAAGACACCGCUAACCCUGGCAUUCUGGUGCUGCUUGGCUGUGGUACUCUCUCCAGCACGUGUGGCCAGCUGGCCAGCUACCCUCUAGCUCUGAUCCGCACCAGGAUGCAGGCUCAAGCGUCUCUCGAGGGCUCAGAGCAGCUGCCCAUGAAUCUGAUGGUGAAGAAGAUUCUGCAAAAGGAAGGCUUCUUUGGACUUUACCGCGGCAUCCUGCCCAAUUUCAUGAAGGUCAUACCGGCUGUCAGCAUCAGCUACGUGGUGUACGAGAACAUGAGGGAUAGUUUGGGUAUCCAGAAGUAGGCAGCGGAGUCGUCUGUGUCCGUGACAGUGAUGAGCAGGGUUUCUUUUUAUUGUUUCAAAAACACGUCACUUACUAAGAUAUUAGGGAAACUGUCAUGUAAAGAGCUUGUUUACCUGUCGGUCACCAAAGACUCAAAGCACUGCAGAUGGAGUCGUUGCAGGACUUUGAGUAAACUGUUGAGCCAUUAUAAAAGAAUAGUUUUGAAAAGUCUUCAGUAUUCACAAAGGGCUUGUAAUGAUUUGUAAGACUUUGUGUAAAUUGUGUUGCACCCACAGUUCUGCACUAUCAGUCUUGGGGCCCAGUUUGGAUCGACCGACUUUCACUUUAAUCAACCAAAGAAGUAGAUAUUAAGAAUCUGAAAAACCAAAAAACACUUAGAGAGGUUCAUUCUGAUUUCAAAACAUUCUGUUUUGUGUUGUUUAAUUGUUGAUUUGGGUCAAAAUGUUUAUUUUAAGUAUGGGUCCUGUUAUGUCACAUGUUCCUCUAAGUUCCAUACUUGUUUUGCUUUCUUUACAUCUAAAAUCGACAUCUUCCAUUCCCUCACAAACACUCGUUCAGCUUUGUUUACGGUUUCUCAAAAUAUUGUGUGAUAUUGUGCGAGUGGGGAGCUGUUUCACCAAGAAAUCUGAGGAAACUUUUAAAGUGCAAUACUUUGGUGGUUGACGUUCUGGUAUGUUUGAGACAGGUGUGUCUAUUUGUUGAAGUCUGGUGAAUGGGACUCAUGUGCCUUAUCUAUGGACCUCACCCUCUAUUUGCCUUUCUAUCCAAUACUUGGUUCAUUAGAUGCUGGUGUUUACAGUAAUAAAGACAUUUGAAUACAAAA
This is a messenger RNA of Anarrhichthys ocellatus (wolf-eel), 2896 nucleotides long. Its product is annotated as calcium-binding mitochondrial carrier protein SCaMC-1. Gene Ontology annotation, biological process: transmembrane transport. The transcript is spliced from 10 exons. Bases 645 to 2072 code for a protein of 475 amino acids. NCBI's taxonomy places the organism in Eukaryota, Metazoa, Chordata, Actinopteri, Perciformes, Anarhichadidae. Gene Ontology annotation, molecular function: calcium ion binding. Gene Ontology annotation, cellular component: mitochondrial inner membrane. The record is from RefSeq and is a predicted model, not a curated record.